AUGCAAGUCGACAAAAACAAGAGCUUCCGCCCAAAGAAGCGCAUUGAAAAAGGUCAGCGUGGGUAUGGUCUCAAACAAAUAGCUAAGAUGACACUUGGGUCAGGGAAUUUGGAUUUGGCAGUUGAAGUUCCUGUAGGAGAAGAUUUGAACGAAUGGUUUGCUGUCAAUACUAUAGAAUUCUAUAAUGAAAUUAACCUGAUCUACGGAGCCUUGACUGAGUUCUGUACUCCUGAAUCGUGCCCUGUUAUGUCAGCUGGGCCUAAGUAUGAAUACUUAUGGGCAGACGGACAAAACGUGAAGACUCCUUUAAAAGUUUCUGCAAGUGAGUAUAUCGAUUUCUUGAUGACUUGGGUCGAAAGUCAGCUCAACAAUGAGCAUCUAUUCCCAACCCAGCUUGGAGUUCCUUUCCCAAAGAACUUCUCGUCUACAAUUAAAGUGAUUUUCAAGCGACUCUUCAGAGUUUAUGCUCAUAUAUACCAUACCCACUUCCAACAUAUUAUGACUUUAGGAAUGGAGUACCAUUUGAACACCUGUUUUAAGCAUUUCAUUUUCUUUAUUGAUCGCUUUAAGCUAGUCGAUCAAAAAGAGCUUGCACCGCUGGCAGAACUGAUUCAGCAGUUCAGAGAAAGGGGAAGAGAAAGGAUGGAAAGAGAAGCUCUUGGACAAAGGCAUUAA
Messenger RNA from Blepharisma stoltei, 675 nucleotides. The record is from the annotation of a GenBank genome assembly. NCBI's taxonomy places the organism in Eukaryota, Ciliophora, Heterotrichea, Heterotrichida, Blepharismidae.